AUGGUGCUUCUAUUCGGAGCGGCAUUGGCUUUGGCUCUGGCGAGCAGGUCCGUCAAGGCAGAUGAGCUGAAAGACAUUGAGCAUGUUGUGAUCUUCAUGCAGGAGAAUCGUGCCUGGGACACAUACUUUGGUUCUAUGCCUGGUGUUCGCGGUUUCAAUGACCCCAAUGUCCAGGUUAACAGCCAGAAUCAGCCAGUGUGGUACCAGGUGGUCGACCCGAGCAUGUCAACCGAAGCGAAUACCUUGCUUCCUUGGUACUUGGGAUACGAGGGUGGGGACAGCUUGGAUGCUAUUCAGUGCAUGACUGCUGGAGACAAUGGUUAUCAAGAUAACCAAGCAGCCUACAAUCAGGGCCUCAAUAAUCACUGGGCUCGAAACAACACUCCUUGGAGUUGGGGUUAUUACAAGCGCCAGGAUAUCCCGGUGCAGUUUGCUAUCGCCGAGGGCUGGACUUCGGGUGACAUGUAUCAGGAAUCUCAAAUUACGGCCACCAACCCUAACCGUGUAACUCUGGUUAGUGGCUCAAUCAAUGUUCCGGGUAGUCCCCAGAAGAAGACUCAGGGCGGUGUUUACAUCGACAACAAUGAGGUUCCUGGCUGUGACUCAAACGGUAUCAACUGCUACCCUUUGAACUGGAAAACUAUCUAUGAGUACUAUGAAGAAGCUGGCGUCUCAUGGCAAUUGUACCAAGACACGAACAACUUUGAUGACAACCCCCUGGCAUGGUUCAAGCAGUACCAGCAGGCUUCUUCAUCAUCGCCCCUGGGUCAAAAGGGCAUGUCCUACGUGGGCCUAGAAGCUUUCUACGAGGCCGCUGCCAACGGUACUUUGCCGGAGGUCAGUUUCAUUGUGGGCCCGACCGAACUGUCCGAGCACCCUCCAUACAUGCCUAAGGAUGGCGGCUGGCUGCAGAAGAAGGUCGUGGAUGCGGUGACUAGCAGCCCCAAAUACUCUUCAACUCUGCUGAUGAUCAGCUAUGAUGAGACUGGUGGCUUUGGUGAUCAUGUUACGCCUUUCCACUCCCCCAACGGCACCGCGGGAGAUUGGAUGGAAGAUCCACUCGGACUUUUCGGUGACGUAUUUGUUGGACCUGGCUUCCGUGUCCCAUUUAUGAUGAUUUCACCCUGGACCCGAGGUGGCCGAGUUUUCACCGAGCGAGCUGAUCACAACUCUCAGAUCCUGUUCCUGGAACAGUGGUUAACAGCCCGCGGCUACAAGAAUGUUGAAACUGAGCAGAUGGUGCAUUGGCGCCGGGAACACAUGUCCAACCUGCUCAAUGCUUUGGACCUUGAAAAUCCCGACCUGACUCUACCUGAUAUUCCCACAGCCGAAACCCCAGCGACUAACAGCAAGGGUGGCUACGUUGGCACUUCUCAGUGCGAGUCCACUUACAGCAGCCCGAGACCUCCAGUCCCCUAUGCUGAUCAGGAUAACUCAACCAACAUUAUGUUCUUCGAAGAUGGAUUCAAGGAAACAGUUGGAUAUUUGACCGAGGGCCGCUAUCUGGUAUUUGAGAAGUCUGGUAACGCUUUGGCCAACCCGCAAGACUCCGAAUACUCGUCACUUCAGACCACGCAGGCCACAGACGGCCAUGAAAGGAAAGACCAGCGAUGGGUUAUCCACUACAAUAACGAUGAGGAGAGUGGAAUCUUCACAGUCUCCAGUGCCCUUGAUGGUCGCUGGAUUGGCGCAAACGGCGAUUUCGUUGAUAUGGAUAACUCCGACCAGGCUGCACAGCUGCAUAUUUCAUUCCUCGGCAAUGGAAACGGAUAUAAUAUCCAGUUUGUCAGCGAUGGGAAAUAUCUUAGCACUGAGGAUGACGGUACAUUGAAGUUGGCCAGCAAGAACGAUGCCCCGACUAAAGGGUUCAAGGUCUACAGCGUGACCUAUCAUACCUAG
Messenger RNA from Penicillium angulare, 1899 nucleotides. RefSeq names its product nonhemolytic phospholipases C family protein. The coding region runs from base 1 to 1899 and encodes 632 amino acids. Lineage: Eukaryota; Fungi; Ascomycota; Eurotiomycetes; Eurotiales; Aspergillaceae. Gene Ontology annotation, molecular function: hydrolase activity, acting on ester bonds. The record is from RefSeq and is a predicted model, not a curated record. The transcript has 8 exons.